UAUAUAUAUUUUGUCAAGUAGUAUCGACAGAGAAAAAGCGGAGGAAGGUAGAAGGUUUGAGUAGAGUCAGUCGGUCGGUACACUGAAUAGUUGGGAAGAAGAUGAGGAAAGAUUGGUAGUAGUAGAUAUAACACAAGUAGCCGACAAAGCAAACCAACGGUCAGGAUUCGUGGCUGGUUAUUGGAUCAUUACUUACUAGAUACAAGGAGGAGGAAUUGAAAUUCAGAGAGAAGAAGAAAAAGAAGAGGGGGAAAUAAAGAAGACGCUUAGAAGAAGCUUAGAAGACGCCUUAAGAUAGAAGAAAAUCAAAUGGAGUAACUAAAAGGGAAACAGUGUUAAAAAGAUAGAGACUAUCCAGUUAGUCUACGUUCAAAAAGAAACAAGAUAGUCGAAAUUAGUCGUUCGGUGUUAACCACAAGUUUUUCCUGGGAAUAAUUAAGUAAAGAAUAAAAAGAACAAUGUUUCACGUGAGAAAAUUGACGAGAUCACCGAUCGGUUUAAAACAGGUGCCUAGUAAUGAUGUCUUACGAGGUACACUAAUUCGAGGUACAACAGCGGCCCUGCAAAUGCGAGGUUACGCCGAUCAUCAAAUUCCCGAACGUUUGAAGGAUGUGCAAAAUGCACCUAAUCCCAAAUUCUUUGACAUGGUCGAAUACUUUUUCCAUCGUGCUUGCCAGAUAGUCGAGGAUAAGCUAGUUGAAGAUAUCGGCAAACGUUCGAGGAUAUCCGUCGAGGAACGUAAGAAAAAAGUUAAGGGAAUAUUAAUGCUCAUGGAACCAUGCGAUCACAUACUUGAGACAUCGUUUCCUCUUAGACGUGAUUCCGGUGAUUAUGAAAUGAUCACAGGUUACCGUGCCCAACAUUCGACACAUCGUACACCUUGCAAAGGAGGUAUCCGUUUUUCAAUGGAUGUUUCUCGAGACGAAGUAAAAGCCUUGUCCGCAUUGAUGACGUUUAAAUGUGCCUGCGUGGAUGUACCUUUUGGUGGUGCUAAAGCUGGUAUAAAAAUCAAUCCGAAAAACUAUUCCGAACACGAGCUUGAAAAAAUCACGAGAAGAUUCACGUUGGAACUUGCUAAGAAAGGAUUCAUUGGACCUGGUGUAGACGUACCUGCUCCUGAUAUGGGUACAGGAGAACGGGAGAUGUCUUGGAUUGCUGAUACCUAUGCGAAAACGAUCGGUCAUUUGGAUAUUAAUGCUCAUGCUUGUGUAACUGGUAAACCUAUUAAUCAGGGUGGAAUUCAUGGAAGGAUAUCUGCGACUGGUCGCGGAGUAUUUCACGGACUGGAGAAUUUUAUUAACGAAGCUAACUUUAUGAGUAUGAUUGGUACCACGCCUGGUUGGGGUGGAAAAACUUUCAUCAUCCAAGGUUUUGGUAAUGUUGGUUUGCAUACAAUGCGUUAUUUACAUCGUGCUGGAGCUGCCUGCAUAGGAGUCAUUGAACAUGACGGUGCGAUCGUCAGUGAGGAAGGCAUCGAUCCAAAACAACUAGAAGAUUACCGUAUCGAAAAUGGUACGAUUGUAGGUUUUCCUGGUGCCAAACCGUACACGGGUGAGAAUCUAAUGUACGAACCUUGCGAUAUAUUUAUACCCGCUGCUGUAGAAAAAGUUAUUACCAAAGAUAACGCGUGCCGUAUUCAGGCAAAAAUAAUAGCCGAAGCUGCCAAUGGUCCAACGACUCCAGCUGCCGAUCAAAUACUCAUUGAAAGAAACAUACUCGUUAUACCAGAUCUUUAUAUUAACGCUGGUGGUGUUACAGUUUCUUUCUUCGAAUGGUUGAAGAAUUUAAAUCACGUGUCGUAUGGUCGUUUAACUUUUAAAUACGAACGAGAAUCUAAUUAUCAUUUACUUGAAUCUGUACAAGAAUCAUUGGAACGUAGAUUUGGUCGUGUUGGUGGUCGUAUUCCUGUUACUCCUUCAGAAGCUUUUAAUAAGCGUAUUUCUGGUGCAUCUGAAAAAGAUAUUGUACAUUCAGGAUUAGAUUAUACAAUGGAACGAUCUGCCAGGGCCAUCAUGAAGACCGCUAUGAAGUUUAACCUUGGACUUGAUCUGAGGACGGCAGCUUACGCAAACUCGAUUGAAAAAAUCUUUACAACUUAUUCCGAGGCUGGUCUCGCUUUUUAAAUGCUAGU
Polistes canadensis is the source of this 2131-nucleotide messenger RNA. RefSeq names its product glutamate dehydrogenase, mitochondrial (gene Gdh). Gene Ontology annotation, cellular component: mitochondrion. Gene Ontology annotation, molecular function: L-glutamate dehydrogenase (NAD+) activity. The transcript is spliced from 9 exons. NCBI's taxonomy places the organism in Eukaryota, Metazoa, Arthropoda, Insecta, Hymenoptera, Vespidae. The coding region runs from base 459 to 2123 and encodes 554 amino acids. Gene Ontology annotation, biological process: L-glutamate catabolic process. The record is from RefSeq and is a predicted model, not a curated record.